Messenger RNA from Trichoplusia ni (cabbage looper), 1765 nucleotides. RefSeq names its product protein scalloped-like. Gene Ontology annotation, molecular function: DNA-binding transcription factor activity, RNA polymerase II-specific; RNA polymerase II cis-regulatory region sequence-specific DNA binding. Gene Ontology annotation, cellular component: transcription regulator complex. NCBI's taxonomy places the organism in Eukaryota, Metazoa, Arthropoda, Insecta, Lepidoptera, Noctuidae. Gene Ontology annotation, biological process: embryonic organ development; regulation of transcription by RNA polymerase II; hippo signaling. The record is from RefSeq and is a predicted model, not a curated record.
AAAAUCGUUAAAAGGAUGCGUUUAAGUCCUGAGCAAUGCACAGCGAGCGGCGCGCUCGCAGCCGGCACCAUUGCGUCCCCGUGGAGCGCGGCGGCCGGCGCGCCCGACACCAAUGGCUCGGGCGGCGCCGACGCCAAGCACCUCGACGUCGGCGAUGCCAGUGACGAUGAAAAGGAUAUGUCCGCGGCCGAUGCGGAGGGUGUAUGGAGUCCGGAUAUCGAGCAGAGCUUCCAAGAAGCGCUGGCGAUCUACCCGCCGUGUGGCCGACGCAAAAUUAUACUCUCCGACGAGGGCAAGAUGUACGGAAGGAACGAGUUGAUAGCAAGGUAUAUAAAACUCAGAACAGGAAAGACGCGCACGAGAAAACAAGUCUCAUCCCACAUACAGGUGCUAGCUAGACGGAAACUACGGGAAAUACAGGCCAAACUCAAAGUGCAAUUUUGGCAACCGGGUCUACAAGCUGGACCGUCACAAGACGUGAAGCCGUUCCCUGGCGCGGGCUACAAGGGCGUCCCGGUGGGCGGCGUGGGCGUCCCCACGGGCACGGACGUGGCGCCGCCGCCGCCGUGGGAGGGACGCGCCAUCGCCACGCACAAGCUGCGGCUGGUCGAGUUCUCCGCCUUCGUCGAGCAUCCCAGGGAUCCUGACACGUACCCCAGCUCGGCGCCAGCGCAACAUCUAUUCGUCCACAUAGGUGGCUCAGUAACAUAUGCAGAUCCUUUAUUAGAGUCGGUAGACGUACAACAGAUAAACGAUAAAUUCCCGGAGAAGAAAGGCGGCCUCAAGGAGUUGUAUGAGAAGGGUCCCCGGAACGCGUUCUUCCUGGUGAAGUUCUGGGCAGACCUCAACACGAAUAACCUGGACGACCCGGGGCCUUCUACGGGUCACUAUACUCAGUACGAAAGCAACGAGAACAUGACAAUAACAUGUAGUACUAAAGUAUGUUCGUUCGGCAAGCAAGUCGUUGAGAAGGUUGAGACGGAAUACGCUCGCUUCGAAGGCGGCCGCUUCGUGUACCGCAUACACCGGUCGCCGAUGUGCGAGUACAUGGUCAACUUCAUACACAAGCUCAAGCAUCUACCAGAGAAGUAUAUGAUGAACAGCGUGUUAGAAAACUUCACUAUAUUACAGGUGGUAUCAAACAGAGACACGCAAGAGACAUUGUUAUGUGCCGCGUUUGUGUUUGAAGUGUACAGUGAGCACGGCGCGCAGCAUCACAUCUACAGGCUCGUCAAAGACUGAAGCGGACAACACGCGGCCCGCGGGCACUGCCGUCACACGCGGGCUACGCGCGGUAGGCAGAGUGAGGCGGGGCAGCAGGCGAAGUGACACUACAUGACAGCGGCGGCCAUCUCGCGCGAGUCCCGCGCCCUCGCAGCUGUGCGUCAAUACACGAUAAGCAACAGUCUUUACAUUCAACAAAAUAUAAAUAUCUGUUAUUAAAACCUAAAAUAGCAAAAUGUGAUCUGAAAAUUACGCUACAAGUAUUUUUGUAACUGAGUGUUUAUUAUACAUAGCUCAAUUUUAAAUAUUAUCUAUCGUAGUUCUGAUCCCAAGAAUCGGCAACAGAUCAUGUAGACCUCUGUCUAUAGUAUUAUAUCUUCGUUUAUUACUUUCGUAAUACUCUUGAUUCUAAAAUGAUAUUGUUUAAGGUUCUAAGAUAAAGAGAGUAACAAUAAUAUUUUACAUAAUUCUCUAAAUACGAAAUAUCGUUCGGUAUACUUCGCGUGUAAAAAUGUCAUAUAAAAAUAUAGAUUUGAAUACA